Molecule: messenger RNA, 1306 nt
Organism: Chelonoidis abingdonii (Abingdon island giant tortoise)
Lineage: Eukaryota; Metazoa; Chordata; Testudines; Testudinidae
Gene: ARHGDIB
Product: Rho GDP dissociation inhibitor beta
Biological process (GO): Rho protein signal transduction
Cellular component (GO): cytoplasm; cytosol; membrane
Molecular function (GO): Rho GDP-dissociation inhibitor activity; protein binding
Source: RefSeq, a predicted model, not a curated record
GAAGUGUGGGCGCUUUUUUUUUUUCUUCAACUUCCUUCCUGCUCUAACUGCCAAAGCUCAAAACUGAACGCAGAGAGCAGAGAGGGACCCCGGACGCAGACGCCAGGCAGCCAAGAGACCAUGACUGAGAAAACCCCAGACCUACACGUAGAGGAAGAGGAUGAUGAAGUGGACGGCAAACUCAACUACAAGCCCCCACCCCAGAAAUCGCUUCAGGAGCUGCAGGAGCUGGACAAGGAUGAUGAAAGCCUUGCUAAGUACAAGAAAUCCCUGCUGGGGGAUGGGCCUGUGGUGGCAGACCCAACAGCUCCCAAUGUGGUAGUCACACGGCUCACCCUGGUAUGUGAUUCUGCUCCAGGACCAAUCACCAUGGACCUUACUGGGGAUGUUGCAGCACUGAAGAAAGAGACAUUUGUACUAAAGGAAGGAGUUGAAUACAGAGUUAAGAUCCACUUCAAAGUAAAUAGGGACAUUGUGUCUGGAUUGAAAUAUGUGCAGCACACCUACCGGACGGGGGUGAAGGUGGAUAAAGCUACGUUCAUGGUUGGCAGCUAUGGGCCACGGCCGGAGGAGUACGAAUUCCUGACACCUGUUGAGGAAGCACCCAAGGGCAUGCUGGCUCGGGGCACCUAUCACAACAAGUCCUUCUUCACUGAUGAUGACAAGCAUGAUCAUCUCACCUGGGAGUGGAAUCUGUCCAUUAAGAAGGAGUGGACAGAGUGAGGUCACGCAAGCUGCCUUCUCCCUCCUUCCCCUGCCUACUGCACUAGUCACCAGGAGUGACACGCCCUGGACCCGCACACCAUGCUGCCCCCUACUGCCACAAAGGGGUUCCAGAAACCUCCUAACCCUUGUUCCUUCCUGCCACAAGAAAUUCUGUUAAAAGCAGGUCUUUGCACAGGCCCAAGGACAGCCUCUGCAUUUCCCACUGCUACACUGAAAAUAACCUGCCCAGAGCUGUCGUGACACAAGGGGUUAAAUUGGGAAAAAUCCCUCUUCCUGCUGGUCCAUCUUUUGCUCCAAAUCAGGUCUCUGAAGUGCCUUUUUGAGGGAACACAAUCAUCUUGCCAGCUCUACAACUCUCAUGGCAGGGUGAAUUGCCCCCCUAAAUGGUCCUCCAAGGUGUUAUUUCUGCCUUGUGCUCACUGUAAAUGGCUGAUCCCAUUAUGGUCCUCUUAUCCUGGUCUGGUGUCCAAAUCAUAGUCCUGCCUUUAAAGGCAAAACCAGUCAAGGAGAUUCAAUUAGCUGCCAUGACUUGUAAAGAUGUCAGUGUCCCAAGAAUAAAGUCAGUUUCUUUCUUCCCUUC